Molecule: messenger RNA, 4595 nt
Organism: Lotus japonicus
Lineage: Eukaryota; Viridiplantae; Streptophyta; Magnoliopsida; Fabales; Fabaceae
Product: COP1-interactive protein 1-like
Exons: 4
Coding region: 291-4346 (1351 amino acids)
Molecular function (GO): actin binding
Source: RefSeq, a predicted model, not a curated record
GUAUUUUACUCAAUAAAUAAUUACAAACUCAUAAGUCAUAACUAUCUGUCUCUCUUCUCUUGCGUUACUGAACAGCUCCACCUCUUCCUCUCCAAGUUUCGAUCCUCUGCUUCCUUCCAUCUCCAUGAUCUUCCUUUCAACUCUCACCAGGAGUUCAUCAGAUUUUGGUAGAGAAGAGUAGGAGGAAGGAAAGCUGAAAGCAUAUCUCAGUUCCUGACUUCCUGGAAUGAAUAUGGGGAACAGAUUAUCUUGACUUGAAACUCUUAAGAAUUUGAAGAUCAGUAGAAAAGAUGGUGAAACAUGACUUGAGAAAGUCUAUAAAGUCGUUCUUUGGCAGUCACAUUGACCCUGAUAAAGAAGAGCAGCUCCAGGAAGCUAAAACAGAUAUUGAAGACAAAGUGAAAAAGAUAUUGAAACUUGUUAAAGAUGACAAUGUUGAGGAGGAUAAGGAACCACUUGUUGAAUUGAUUGAGGAUUUCCACAAUCAAUACCAAUCACUAUAUGCAAGAUAUGAUCAUCUAACAGGCGAGUUAAAAAAGAGGAUAAAGGGAAAGCGAGAAAGUGGAAGCUCUUCAUCCAGUUCUGACUCAGAUUCAGAUUCUUCAAAAGACAAAGACAGCAAAAACGGACUACCGGAAAAUGACUUUCAAAAGAUAAUUGAUGGUGUAAAACAAGAACUUGAAAUGGCGCGUGCGGAAGUUGCUGAAAUAAACCAGAAGUUGAUUGUUACACAUGAAGAGAAGGAGGAUCUAAAUUCAAAAUAUGUAGCAGCACUAAGCAAGAUACAAGAAGCAGACAAAAUUAACAUGGAUUUGAAAACUGAUGCUGAAGCAUUAGGCAUUCAAACAUCAAAACUUUUGGAUGAGAAUGCUGAACUAAAGAAGCAACUGGACAUUGCUGGCAAAGUAGAAGCAGAACUGAGUCAAAGCUUGGAAGAUUUGAAGAUAGAAAAAGGGAGUUUGACCAUGGAGAAAGAGACAGCUACCCAACAAAUUGACGAGGAAAAGAAGAUUACAGAUAGCCUGAGGAUUCUAAUUGAUCAACUGAAAGAUGAUAAAUUAGAGCUUGGGAAAGAAUUUCAAGCAGUUACAGAUGAACUUUCUGUUGUGAAGCAGCAUUUGGAAAAUGCAGAACAGAAAAUAGCAAAUGUAAGCCACAAUCUGAAAAUCACUGAGGAAGAAAAUGAAUCAUUAAAAGUGAAACUUUCACAGGCUUCAGAUGAGGUUCAGCUGGCUCACAAAAAAAUACAAGAAUCUGAAGCUGAAUUAUGUCAGUUAAAAGAGAAACAUGAUGUGAGAGAAAGGGAAGUGUCAACCCUCACUAAUGAAUCCUCAGAUCAAAUCAGGGAGCUCCAGGGUAAACUUAAUAAGGCAGAGGAAGAAGGUGCAGCUCAACUAUUGACCUUCAGUGAGAAAAUUAAUAAUCUUCAACAUGAUUUGGUUUCCCUGCAGAAUGAGAAACAGGAGUUAGCACAGCAGUGUGAAAAGCUGAAAUUGGAGCUGGAUUCCAUACACAGCAAGAAGAGUGAAGCUGAAGAGCUACUAAGGGCUAACGUCGAUGAGAUUAGUCAUCUGACACAGGAGAAGUUGGAGCUAAGUGACAAAAUAGCACAAUUUGAGAAAAGAUCAGCAGAGAGAGAUUCUGAGUUCUCUGCUCUCCAGGAUAAGCUUAAAAAGGCAGAGGAAGAAGGUUCAGCUCAACUAAUGGCUUUAAGUGAGCAAAUUAGUAAUCUUCAACAUGAUUUGGUUUCCCUGCAGAAUGAGAAACAGGAAUUAACAGAGCAGUGUGAAAAGCUGAAGUUGGAGCUGGAUUCCAUACACAACAAGAAGAGUGAAGCUGAAGAGCUACUAAGGGCUAACAGCGAUGAGAUUAGUCAUCUGACACAGGAGAAGUUGGUGCUAAGUGACAAAAUAGCACAAUUGGAGAAAAGAUCAGCAGAGAGAGAUUCUGAGUUCUCUGCUCUCCAGGAUAAGCUUAAAAAGGCAGAGGAAGAAGGUUCAGCUCAACUAAUGGCUUUAAGUGAGCAAAUUAGUAAUCUUCAACAUGAUUUGGUUUCCCUGCAGAAUGAGAAACAGGAAUUAACAGAGCAGUGUGAAAAGCUGAAGUUGGAGCUGGAUUCCAUACACAGCAAGAAAAGUGAAGCUGAAGAGCUAAUAAGGGCUAACGACAAUGAGAUUAGUCAUCUGACACAGGAGAAUUUGGAGCUAAAUGACAAAAUAGCACAAUUGGAGCAAAGGUCAGCAGAAAGAGAAUCUGAGUUCUCUGCUCUCCAGGAUAAACUUAAAAAGGCAGAGGAAGAAGGUUCAGCUCAACUAAUGGCCUUAAGUGAGCAAAUUAGUAAUCUUCAACAUGAUUUGGUUUCCCUGCAGAUUGAGAAACAGGAAUUAACAGAGCAGUGUGAGAAGCUGAAGUUGGAGCUGGAUUCCCUACACAGCAAGAAAAGCGAAGCUGAAGAGCUACUAAGGGCUAACGGUGAUGAGAUUAGUCAUCUGACACAGGAGAAGUUGGAGCUAAAUGACAAAAUAGCACAAUUGGAGCAAAGAUCAGCAGAAAGAGAAUCUGAGUUCUCUGCUCUCCAGGAUAAACUUAAAAAGGCAGAGGAAGAAGGUUCAGCUCAACUGAUGGCCUUAAGUGAGCAAAUUAGUAAUCUUCAACAUGAUUUGGUUUCCCUGCAGAAUGAGAAACAGGAGUUAACAGAGCAGUGUGAAAAGGUGAAGUUGGAGCUGGAUUCCAUACACAGCAAGAAAAGCGAAGCUGAAGAGCUACUAAGGGCUAAUGGCGAUGAGAUUAGUCAUCUGACACAGGAGAAGUUGGAGCUAAAUGACAAAAUAGCACAAUUGGAGCAAAGAUCAGCAGAAAGAGAAUUUGAGUUCUCUGCUCUCCAGGGCAAGCUUAAUAAGGCAGAGGAAGAAGGUUCAGCCCAACUAAUGGCCUUCAGUGAGCAAAUUAAUAACCUUCAACAUGAUUUGGUUUCCCUGCAGAAUGAGAAACAAGAAUUAACAGAGCAGUGUGAAAAGCUAAAUUUGGAGCUGGAUUCCAUACACAGCCAGAAGAGUGGAGUUGAAGAGCAAAUAAGAGUUAAAGACCAUGAGAACAGUGAUCUGAGAGAGGAAAAUUUGGGAUUUCGGGAAACAAUUACUGCACUGGAGAAAACACUAGCAGAGAAAGAGGCAGAGUUGUCCACUCUACAGGAAAGGCUUCUUGAAAAGGAGAAUGAGGCUUCAGGGCAAGUAAUUGCCUUCACCAACCAAGUUAAUAGCCUGCAGUCAGACUUGCUUUCCUUGCAGAAGACGAAAGAGGAAUUGGAGCUCCACUGUGAAAAAAUCAGAGAAGAACAUACUGAAAGCCUCGUGGUGGUAGAGAGAGAAAAGAAUGACUUAGCAAGCAAAACUGUGGAUCAUCAGAGAGUAUUGGAUGAACGAGAAGAUGCAUAUCAGAAGUUGAAUGAAGAAUAUAAACAAAUUGAUAGUUGGUUGAAAGAAUGCCAACUCAAACUUGAAGUUGCAGAGAAAAAGAUUGAAGAUAUGACAGAAGAGUUUCAUCAAGGCAUUGGGUUGAAAGAUCAGAUGGUAGCUGAUUUGGAGCAUACAAUAGAAGACCUGAAAAGAGACCUAGAAGACAAAGGAGAUGAAAUCAGCUCUUUGUUUGAGAAUGUCCGCAUGAUAGAGGUUAAGCUUCGUCUGUCAAACCAGAAGCUCCGGGUCACAGAACAAUUGCUAAGUGAGAAGGAAGAGAGCUUUAGAAAAGCGGAAGAGAAGUUUCAGCAAGAUCAGAGAGCACUUGAAGACAGGAUUGCUAUUUUGUCAGCAACAAUUCAUGCUAACAAUAAAGCUUUUCAUGAAACUGUCACAGAUGUUAAAGAGUAUUUACACAGUUUGAUAACUGGCAUAGAUACUUUAAGCUUUAAGCUUUCUGACAAUUGUAAAGAUUAUGAAAAUUGCAUCUCAAACAUUUCACAUGAGCUUCAGGUUACAAAAGACCGUGUUUUGGAGAUGAAUAAGGAAAAAGAGCAGUUAAAGGAGGACAAAAAGCGUUUGUUGGAGGAGCUGCGGGGUGAAAAAGAAAAGGAGCUGACUCUGAGGGCGGUGGUUGAGAAGCUAGAAUCAAAGGCAAGCAAGGAGGAAGCAGAGAAGGUGAAUCUGACAACAACUGUUGUUCAACUUAAUAAGACAGUUGGAGAGCUACAGAAAAUGAUGAAAGAGAAAGAAGAUGGUAUGUUGGAUUUGGGGGAGGAAAAGAGGGAGGCCAUCAGGCAGCUGUGUUUGUGGAUUGAUUAUCACCGUGGUCGUUACGACUAUCUGAAGGACAUUAUAUCGAAGACUCGCAGUGGCCAGAGAGCAGCAUAAACAUUGAUGGUUUUUGUAUGCAGCUUGUCCAGUUAGGUAUGUUGUGGUGAUUCAUCUUAUAAUUAGCCCAUUUUUUCAUGUGAAUUAAUUCUUUUGUUUCUUUUUUCUUCCAAACAUAUGUGUGUUUAUAAUUUGAUUUGUUCCAUGUAUCAGGAGCAGUAGAGUUACUUUUGUUCUUCUUUUGAACUUGAAUUGAAUAAUCUUGGAGUUUUAUUUUCCAUUGUUCAAUAUAGAUAUUUGGAUAUACAA